AAGCCGCGCUGCUCCUGGAGAGGUCACUCCGGAGACCGUGUAGGCUUUGGGGCGUGGGGACUCAGUGGUACUAUGUGGCGCGUCUGUGCGCGACGGGCCCGGAAUGCAGCCCCGAGGACGGGACUCGGGGCUCGGUGGACGACCUCGCUGGAGGGACCUGCAGCUCUGUGUGUGAACCGGCGGUCUGGCCCCGCUCCGGUUCGUUGCAACAGCACAACUACAAGGUAUGGCGGGGUCCGGGCACUGGGCGGCUGGAGCCCCAACUCUGGCGCCACUCCGCGGAACCGCUUACUGCUACAACUUCUGGGAUCGUCUAGCCGCCGCUGUUACAGUCUCCCCCCGCAUCAGAAGGUUCCAUUGCCUUCUCUUUCCCCCACAAUGCAGGCAGGCACAAUAGCCCGCUGGGAGAAAAAAGAAGGAGAAAAAAUCAAUGAGGGUGAUCUAAUUGCAGAAGUUGAAACUGAUAAAGCCACUGUUGGAUUUGAGAGCAUGGAGGAGUGUUAUAUGGCAAAGAUCCUUGUUGCUGAAGGUACUAGAGAUGUUCCUGUUGGAGCCAUUAUCUGUAUCACAGUUGGAAAGCCUGAAGAUAUUGAGGCCUUUAAAAAUUAUACGUUGGAUUCCUCAGCGGCUCCUUCCCCACAAGCAGCCCCAGCACCAACUCCGGCUGCUGCUACUGCUGCUGCAUCUCCAUCCACCCCUGCUCAGGCUCCUGGUAGCUCAUAUCCCACUCAUAUGCAGGUACUUCUUCCUGCCCUUUCUCCCACCAUGACAAUGGGCACAGUUCAGAGAUGGGAAAAAAAAGUGGGUGAGAAGCUAAGUGAAGGAGACUUGUUGGCAGAAAUAGAGACUGACAAGGCUACUAUAGGUUUUGAAGUACAGGAAGAAGGUUAUCUGGCAAAAAUCCUAAUUCCUGAAGGCACAAGAGAUGUCCCUCUAGGAACCCCACUUUGUAUCAUUGUAGAAAAAGAGGCAGAUAUAGCAGCAUUUGCUGACUAUAGGCCAACUGAAGUAGCUGAUUUAAAACCACAAGCACCACCACCUACCCCACCCCCGGUGGCCACUGUUGCUCCAACUCCUCCACCUUUAGCUCCUACACCCUCAGCCACCUCUCCAGCUGCUCCUGCUGGACCAAAGGGAAGGGUGUUUGUUAGCCCUCUUGCAAAGAAGUUGGCAACAGAGAAAGGGAUUGAUCUUACACAAGUAAAAGGGACGGGACCAGAUGGGAGAAUUAUCAAGAAGGACAUUGACUCUUUUGUGCCUACUAAAGCUGCUCCUGCCCCAGCAGCUGCUGUGCCUCCCCCGAGUCCAGGAGUGGCACCCAUUCCUACAGGUGUCUUCACAGAUAUCCCAAUCAGCAACAUUCGUCGAGUUAUUGCACAGCGGUUAAUGCAAUCGAAGCAAACCAUACCUCAUUAUUACCUUUCUAUUGAUGUAAAUAUGGGAGAAGUUUUGUUGGUACGGAAAGAACUGAAUAAGAUGUUAGAAGGAAGAAGCAAAAUUUCUGUCAAUGACUUCAUCAUAAAAGCAUCUGCUCUGGCUUGUUUAAAAGUUCCUGAAGCAAAUUCUUCUUGGAUGGACACAGUUAUAAGACAAAAUCAUGUUGUCGAUGUCAGUGUUGCCGUCAGCACUCCUGCAGGACUCAUCACACCUAUUGUGUUUAAUGCACAUAUAAAAGGACUGGAAACCAUUGCUAAUGAUGUUGUUUCUUUAGCAACUAAAGCAAGAGAGGGUAAACUACAACCGCAAGAAUUCCAGGGUGGCACUUUUACAAUCUCCAAUUUAGGAAUGUUUGGAAUUAAGAAUUUCUCUGCUAUUAUUAACCCACCUCAGGCAUGUAUUUUGGCAAUUGGUGCUUCAGAGGAUAAGCUGGUUCCAGCAGAUAAUGAAAAAGGAUUUGAUGUGGCUAGCAUGAUGUCUGUUACACUCAGCUGUGAUCAUCGAGUUGUGGAUGGAGCAGUUGGAGCCCAGUGGCUUGCUGAGUUUAGAAAGUACCUUGAGAAACCUAUCACCAUGUUGUUAUAAUUAACCCAAGAAUUUCUAUAUUCUCCCAGGUCACAUUGGUUCAUUCUUAUCAAGAUAUUUAUGUUAUUAAACAGGUGGUUGUUUUAAAGU
This is a messenger RNA of Sciurus carolinensis (gray squirrel), 2112 nucleotides long. RefSeq names its product dihydrolipoamide S-acetyltransferase (gene Dlat). Gene Ontology annotation, cellular component: pyruvate dehydrogenase complex. Lineage: Eukaryota; Metazoa; Chordata; Mammalia; Rodentia; Sciuridae. The transcript has 14 exons. Gene Ontology annotation, biological process: pyruvate decarboxylation to acetyl-CoA. Bases 73 to 2022 code for a protein of 649 amino acids. Gene Ontology annotation, molecular function: dihydrolipoyllysine-residue acetyltransferase activity. The record is from RefSeq and is a predicted model, not a curated record.